AUAAAUAGGUCAGCCAAUAACGGUCAAAGUUCAGGGUGUCUGCAAAACAUUGUUGUUAUUCUGUCAGUGUCAUUGUUUAAAGGCUAGAUUCUUUUUAACCACGUAGUUUCAACGGUUAUGUCCCGCUAUGUUCCUCAAUUCUGUUUUCUUGGGAAGCCUAGCAGUAGAGCAGAUGUCUGAUUCUGAUCUUCUCUGAGGGGAAACUUAACAGCUGAGUCUCCACCUGCCCAGUAGAUGCAUAAAUCAAAGCUCACAUGUUUUUUAGCCUCUAAAUGAUGCUUGUGUGUAUAAUGUGGUAAAUAGCAUUUCUUUCUUGCCAUCGUUUCUGCAGUCAGACUGAAUCUACUAACACUAGUAGGUGGGUGGAGAGUUUACACCGGGGUUAACAUGUCUGUUUGGCAGCUUGCAAACCAAUGCAUAUGAGCUGCAGGCAAUAAGAAGCACAAGGUCUGCAACAGCAAAACCAUUCUCGUGUGUGUGGUUUUUUUUUCCUUUGUGGAUUCAUUCAUCUGACAGGGGCCAUGUCCUUCUUGGGAGCAGCAGCAGCAGCUUGGAGGGUGAUGGCCUGCCGGAAGUCCCUCUCGGCCCCGUGCCGUGCCUCCACCCGCUGCUACAGCUCCCAGUCUACACACACCACAGAGAAGAGUGUCCCUUAUGAGAAUACCCUCAAACGGGACCAUGGCCUCGGUGGGCCCACCAAACCGCUGCCGAAGUCUGCAGAUGCUGUGGUGAUCGGAGGAGGAAGCCUGGGUUGCCAGACCCUCUACCACCUGUGUAAACUAGGCAUGUCCAAUGUGGUUCUGCUGGAGAGGGACAGACUGACUGCAGGCACCACCUGGCACACGGCAGGACUUUUGUGGCAGUUAAGACCUAGCGAUACCGAGGUGGAGCUGCUGGCGCACACGCGCAACGUGAUCAGCUCCGAGCUGGAGGAGGAGACUGGCCUGGAGACGGGCUGGAUCCAAAAUGGAGGCCUGUUCAUUGCUUCCAACAAGCAGCGGCUGGACGAAUACAAGCGGCUCAUGUCGCUGGGCAAAGCGUACGGUAUCGAGUCGUACGUCCUGUCACCUGCCGAGACCAAGGACCUGUAUCCUCUGAUGAAUGUGAAGGAUCUUUAUGGCACGCUCUAUGUGCCCAAAGACGGCACCAUGGACCCGGCGGGCACCUGCAGCACCCUCUCCAGAGCAGCCACCGCCCGCGGGGCCACCGUGAUUGAGAACUGUCCAGUGACGGGCGUCCAGGUUAAGGUUGACGAUUUGGGCGUGAAGAGAGUGAAAGCGGUGGAAACUGCUCAUGGGAGCAUCCGAACGGCGUGCGUGGUGAACUGUGCAGGUGUCUGGGCCGCUAGGUUGGGGGAAAUGGCAGGCGUGAGUGUUCCUCUGAUUGCCAUGCACCACGCUUACGUCGUCACUGAAAGAAUCGAGGGAAUCCAGAAUAUGCCCAACGUCAGGGACCAUGAUGCAUCGGUCUACCUGCGUCUGCAGGGCGACGCUCUCUCUGUGGGAGGCUAUGAGCAGAACCCCAUAUUUUGGAAUGAUGUGUCUGAUAAGUUUGCCUUCAGCUUGUUUGAUCUGGACUGGGAUGUCUUCAUGCAGCACAUUGACGGCGCCGUGAACAGAGUACCUUCUCUGGAACAAACUGGAAUCAAAUCCACCGUCUGCGGCCCGGAAUCCUUCACUGCGGACCACAAGCCCCUGAUGGGCGAAGCUCCGGAAGUGAGAGGCUUUUUCCUCGGAUGUGGCUUCAACAGUGCAGGUAUGAUGCUAGGAGGAGGAUGCGGCAAAGAGCUGGCUCACUGGAUCGUUCACGGCCGUCCCGAGAAAGACAUGUACGGAUACGAUAUCAGACGCUUCCACUGUUCCCUGACCAACAACAACCGCUGGAUCCGAGAGAGAAGUCACGAGUCUUACGCCAAAAACUAUUCAGUGGUUUUCCCGUUCGAUGAACCUUUGGCCAGCCGCAACAUGAGGAAAGACCCCUUCCACCAGGUGCUACAGGAACAGGGCUGUGUGUUUCAGGAGAGACACGGCUGGGAGAGACCUGGGUGGUUCAACCGAGGUGGACCUGCUCCAGUUCUGGAUUAUGAUUAUUAUGGUGCCUAUGAUGUUCCCAAGAACACUGGUUACAAAUACAGUGAGAUACUGAGCAAAGAGUAUACGUUUGACUUCCCUCCACAUCAUGACGUGAUUCGGGACGAGUGUCUGAGCUGCAGGAAAGCUGUAGCUGUGUUUGACAUGUCCUACUUUGGUAAAUUUUACCUGACUGGUCCAGAUGCAAAAAAGGCAGCCGAUUGGCUGUUCACAGCGGAUGUCAACAAAGCUCCAGGGUCCACCGUCUACACCUGCAUGCUGAACAAGAGGGGCGGAGUCGAGUCUGACCUCACCGUCAGUCGUCUGGAGUCCAGCCCCGCCCACCUCCCGCUGACGCCCGAGUCUAAUGGUGAGGCGUAUUACCUGGCCGUCGGAGGUGGUGUGGCGCAGCAUAACUGGAGCCACAUUCAGGCGGUCCUGCAGGACCAGGCUUUCCGCUGCACACUAAUAGACCACACCGAGGACAUGGGCAUGAUCAGCAUACAGGGACCCAAGAGCCGUGAGCUGCUGCAGGAAGUGCUGGACUCCGACCUCAGCAACGAUGCGUUUCCCUUCUCCACACACAAGAUAGUGAGCGCCGCUGGACACAAGGUGAGGGCCAUGCGUCUGUCAUUCGUGGGUGAGAUGGGCUGGGAGCUUCACAUCCCUAAAGAGUCCUGUCUGCCCGUCUAUCAUGCCGUAAUGGCGGCAGGGGCCAAAUAUGGCAUCUGCAAUGCUGGCUAUAGGGCCAUCGAUUCCUUGAGCAUCGAGAAAGGUUACAGGCACUGGCACGCUGACCUGCGUCCUGAUGACACUCCUCUAGAGGCAGGCCUGGCCUUCACCUGCAAGAUGAAGACCUCCAUUCCCUUCCUGGGACGACAGGCGCUGGAGGCCCAGAAGGCCGAGGGUCUGCGCAGGAGGAUCGUCUGCUUCACGGUCGACGAGAAAGUGCCAAUGUUUGGUCUGGAAGCUAUUUUCCGCAACGGCGUUCCUGUGGGCCACCUGCGGCGCUCCGAAUUCGGAUUUGCCAUUGACAAGACUAUUGGCUAUGGUUAUAUUCGCGACCCAGAUGGUGGAGUGGUGAGCCCUGAUUUCGUCCGCAGCGGAGACUUCACUCUGGAGAGGAUGGGCGUCACGUACAAGGCUGCGGCUCACCUCAAAUCUCCCUUCGACCCCGAGAACAAGCGCGUCAAGGGCAUCUACGGCUGAAUGUAACCGAGGUAAACGUUUACGGCACGUCAGCAACACUAAAUACUCUUCUGUCUUAAAGGGAUGAUUCACCGUACCCUAGAAGAAUUUAACAGGGUGAUCUUCCUCUGAAUCAAAUACCGUGCUUUUCAGAAAGAAGCCAGGAAUAAUAUUCAAGUGAGCAAUCGUGAGCCUGGCUCUUACUUUUUACUAGUUGUGCAUUGAAGAUGUUAGUCUUGGUUAAAUGUAAAAUAAAAUGUAUUAAAAAUAAUAUAAUGGUUUAAAUGCUGUAACUUUUUUUUUUCAAUUCUAAAUCUGUGGAAUUGGUUUUGUGUAAAUCCUCUUGUAUGUUGUGUUCUCCAUGAUUUCUGCACGCUGGGUCAUCCUUUCAUCCACAUGUCCUGCGUUAAAUGAACACCUUACUGAUUUUAGAAUUAGAAAAAAAGACCAAUAAAUGAAAUUUCCUCCUGGCUAGUAAUAGCAAUAAAGCUGUCUGCUGUA
Molecule: messenger RNA, 3758 nt
Organism: Puntigrus tetrazona (Sumatra barb)
Lineage: Eukaryota; Metazoa; Chordata; Actinopteri; Cypriniformes; Cyprinidae
Gene: sardh
Product: sarcosine dehydrogenase
Exons: 21
Coding region: 522-3278 (918 amino acids)
Cellular component (GO): mitochondrion
Molecular function (GO): oxidoreductase activity; protein binding
Source: RefSeq, a predicted model, not a curated record